Parascedosporium putredinis is the source of this 1239-nucleotide messenger RNA. The record is from the annotation of a GenBank genome assembly. NCBI's taxonomy places the organism in Eukaryota, Fungi, Ascomycota, Sordariomycetes, Microascales, Microascaceae.
AUGGAAGCCACCGAGGCCGCAAGCAAGGUUGAGGCGCUCUUCGUAGAGUUGGCGAAUCAAGGCCGAGCCGUCGUGCGUGAACAGCCAAAGCUUGAUCUAGAGCUCUAUGUUCAAAACUACAAAGGGCGAACACGCUUCGAUAGACUCUUUCACAUUGGACGCACGAGCACCGUUCUCUGCAUUGAUGCCCUCAAAGCCGCCGUCAUCGAGGCGAAAGCGGGAAAGGAUGUCGACCGAUACCGAGACGCAGUCGACACCCUCCGUCAGGCUUCCCGCAGCGAUUCAGAGGCAGAAAUAGACAGGGCAUGGAUAGAUAAAACCUCGUCGUCAAACAAGGCAGAGACGCAGCAUCUCGAGAGCCAGCUCAAGGUGUAUCGAAGCAACUUAGUGAAAGAGAGUGUUCGUAUUGGAAAUGAAGAUCUUGGCCAACACUACGAGUCAAUAGGGCAGCUGCAAAAGGCAGUUGAGGUCUAUAGCAACAUGCGAACCGAUGCGAGCACGCCAAAGCACCUGAUCGACGUUGGCAAACACCUGACGCGCGUCGGCGUGCAAAUGCGAGACUGGGCGAUGGUGAUGCUCCAGCUCAACAAAUUGGCGAGUCUGGAGGGUCAAGAAGUCCUCGAGGAUGCCUCAGCGACCCGUCGGUACGUCAACAUUGUGAGAGGGCUUGCCCAUCUCGAAGGCGAGGCGUUCAAGGACGCGGCGCAGUGCUUCUUGUCCGUGGAUAACAGCACGAGGCUGGCGAGCGAGCGCGACAUCCCUAGCCCCAACGAUAUUGCUGCGUACGGUGCAAUCCUAGCCCUCGCGACCAUGGAUAGGGCGGCCUUGAAGACUAAGGUUCUGGAGAGCCCAACCUUCCGGCCGUUCCUCGAGCUGGAGCCGCAUCUCCGGAAGGCUCUUGGUCUCUACGUGAAUGGCAAGUAUACUGCGUGUUUAGAAAUAUUGGGGUCGUACAAGCCAGAUUAUUUGCUUGAUCUGUACCUCUACAAGCACGUCGAAACUCUCUACAAGCAGAUUCGAACAAAGUGUAUUGUUCAAUACCUGAUCCCAUACGCGUCCAUCAAGAUGGAAAGCCUCGAAACGGCGUUUGGCAGGCCUGGGCAGUCCAUCGGAAUUGAGCUAUGCGAAAUGAUUCGGAGCGGGGUUCUAAGUGCGAGAAUCGACUCAAUUAACAAGCUCCUGGUCCAAGUUACCCCAGACCCCGAGCAAUCUUGCAACGGGAUGCUUUGGAAGCGGUGA